AUGGCUCCCAGUAACACUCUCAUGAUCCACAUGGAGGAGAAACUGCUGCCAAAAGAAAAGAAUAAACUGAGGAAGCCGGUGGUGGAGAAAAUGCGCCGUGACCGGAUUAACAGCAGCAUCGAGCAGCUGAAACUGCUCCUGGAGAAGGAGUUUCAGAGACACCAGCCCAACUCCAAGCUGGAGAAGGCCGACAUCCUGGAAGUGGCUGUCAGCUACCUGAAGCAGCAGAGCCAGCUGCAGGACCAAACGUUCAUUCACAAGAAUCUAGAGCAGGACUUUAACAGUGGAUACCUGCGGUGCCUCAAGGAAGCUAUGCAUUUUCUGUCCUACUAUGAACCCAAGAAGGAAACCCAGGUGCAGCUCAUCAAGCAUUUCUGCAAAGCCCAGAUGGGUGCAGAUGUCAUGUACUCUCCUGCUCUGCGCAGUCCACCUCUGUCCCCCGGCCUGUUUGCCAGAAAGCAACCUGCCCAGAAGACUGCGGCUGCUGCUCCUACCAUCUGGAGACCCUGGUAG
Messenger RNA from Charadrius vociferus (killdeer), 513 nucleotides. RefSeq names its product transcription factor HES-5-like. The coding region runs from base 1 to 513 and encodes 170 amino acids. Gene Ontology annotation, cellular component: nucleus. The record is from RefSeq and is a predicted model, not a curated record. The transcript is spliced from 3 exons. Gene Ontology annotation, biological process: regulation of transcription by RNA polymerase II; anterior/posterior pattern specification; regulation of neurogenesis. NCBI's taxonomy places the organism in Eukaryota, Metazoa, Chordata, Aves, Charadriiformes, Charadriidae. Gene Ontology annotation, molecular function: DNA-binding transcription factor activity, RNA polymerase II-specific; RNA polymerase II cis-regulatory region sequence-specific DNA binding; protein dimerization activity.